Aplysia californica (California sea hare) is the source of this 391-nucleotide messenger RNA. Its product is annotated as neurotrophin. NCBI's taxonomy places the organism in Eukaryota, Metazoa, Mollusca, Gastropoda, Aplysiida, Aplysiidae. Gene Ontology annotation, molecular function: growth factor activity; nerve growth factor receptor binding. Gene Ontology annotation, biological process: memory; nerve growth factor signaling pathway; negative regulation of neuron apoptotic process. The record is from RefSeq and is marked provisional.
AUGUUUCCCCGGACUUUUCCUGGUCUCCUGAUCUCAUGGGCGGUCAUCUUGCUGUCCCUUCAACUCCUGGACGCCUCAGUUCAGGGUUCAUGCGUGUCGGCGGACAGGGAGGACACCGACAGGGAUGUCCUGGAGCCAGAGGACAAUUAUGGUUAAUUCAUCAAGCGAUCGUUUGACUUCGUGGAGUCGGAGCCAGUCUGCCCGUUCCAAAGCCGCUGGGUGCCCCUGACGCAUGCACGUGACGUACACAACAGGCUUGUGCACGUCAUCCAGCCUGGCAACUUGAACGACAGCACUGCCCAGUGGUUCCGCACAGUCACGUGCAAGGAGGAGGACAACCAGUACGAGCCCAGCUGCCCCAUGUGCUGUCGCGGGAUCGACUCCAGGAGGU